CGGACCGACUGACGAUCGGCCUCAUCGCGGGAAGCGGAUGGCGGGGAUGGCGUUGGCACGGGCCUGGAAACAGAUGUCCUGGUUCUACUACCAGUACCUGCUUGUCACGGCGCUCUACAUGCUGGAGCCCUGGGAGCGGACUGUGUUCAAUUCUAUGCUGGUUUCCAUUGUGGGGAUGGCACUGUACACAGGAUACGUCUUCAUGCCACAGCACAUCAUGGCGAUAUUGCACUACUUUGAAAUUGUAUAGUGACCGAGAUGUGACCAGGAUCCAGAGGUUCCUUAGGGAGGAAUCGCCCUCCGAAGUUGGAAUGGGACUUCAUCAGAUGUCAUAAGAAACUACUAGAUGUCAACAUAACCAACCUUGUGAAUAUAAAGACUAAAAUUCAUGAGUAGAACAGGAAGAUAAUCCUGACUCAUGUGUUGUGUUCUUUAUUUUUAAUUUUAAAAGAGACUCUUGUAUAGUAAUUUUUGUCUAUUUUAACAUUGUAGUCAUUUGUACUUUGAUAUCAGUAUUUUCUUAACCUUUGUGACUGUUUCAAGAUUACACCAUGGAAGCUUUUAUUAAUGUAACUUUGAGUACAUUUUAAUUGCCUUCUAUUUUUAAAAUUCAAAGUCAUUAGUUGGGCUUUACUGCUCUUGCUAUUGUAUGGCAUAUACAUCAGCCUGAAUAUAUUUCUACACUUGACCAAAGUUUUAUAAGAAACAAUACAAGAUUUGGGGCAGGGGAGAGGGGAGGGAGGAUAUUUUAUUGAGCACUACUUACAAAAGACUUAUCUGUAAGUUCGAACUCAGGAGUACAGUUUUAGCUAUCUAUACUCCACUCUGUUUAACAGCUUUUGCUUUAAAACUAUUAAAGUGUUUCUUAACAAUGAAAAACAGAUCCUGCUAAAGUUAAAAUAAAGGAACAUUUCACCUUUUAAAUAUUUAAUUUUUAUGUGGACUUAUUUCCAGAAAACUUUGAUGAUGAUUCUCGUGACCAAAGGUUCUCAAAUGGUUAAGUAGCAUUAUUAUGUAAUGCUUAUAUACCAUAGAGUUUUUAAUAGAAGGUGAAUCAGUUUCCUCUGAGGGCCACUGUUAACAGUGUACUUCCUUAAAUUUAGUUUCAUGAUUGUAAUGGGUGCUGUAAAUGCAUUUGCACAUUACAAUAAGAGAUGAUGAGAUGAAUUGUUAAAAACUAGAGCAAAAAGAAGUAUAAAUUUGGUUAAAAUCCUUUCAUUCUUUGUAUUUUUUUUAAAGAUUUCUAUUCCUUAAAUGUAAAAUGACUACCUAAUUUUUUUGAUGUAAACUCAUUAAAUUCAAAGAGAAA
Molecule: messenger RNA, 1309 nt
Organism: Trichechus manatus latirostris (Florida manatee)
Lineage: Eukaryota; Metazoa; Chordata; Mammalia; Sirenia; Trichechidae
Gene: SPTSSA
Product: serine palmitoyltransferase small subunit A
Exons: 2
Coding region: 38-250 (70 amino acids)
Biological process (GO): ceramide biosynthetic process
Cellular component (GO): serine palmitoyltransferase complex
Molecular function (GO): serine C-palmitoyltransferase activity
Source: RefSeq, a predicted model, not a curated record